UGCUUUUAAUCUCCGUGUGAGAUACAUGUAUCGUGCGUUCCUCUGGUCUCUGCGGUGCAAGUGCUUUGUGUGCCAUAUCUCCGUAUCUCUUAGACGAUUAUGAGAAUCGCCGUGAUCGGUGCAGGAGCCGCUGGACUAGCUGCGCUCCGGCACUGCACUUCCGGUACUUACGAUGAUCAAGUGGUGUGUUACGAAAAAACAGACCAAAUAGGCGGCACUUGGGUCUACCGGGAGGAAACUGGUUCCGAUAGAUACGGCUUGCCGAUUCACACUAGCAUGUACAAAAGCCUCAGGACUAAUUUGCCGAAGGAAGUGAUGGGCUAUCCAGAUUAUUCAAUAUCAGAAAGACCUCAAAGUUACUUGUCGCGCAUGGAGAUAUUGGAUUUCCUGAACGCGUACUGUGAUCAUUUCACACUACGUCCUUACAUUCGUCUGCUGCAUCAUGUAGAGCUAAUUGAGCCGGCCGUGGGGGACCGGAAGUGGUCGGUCAAGGUCAAGGAUCUGCAGAGGGACGUACUCAUGACCGAGUCGUUCGACGUGGUCAUGGUGUGCAACGGUCAUUAUUUCGAGCCCAAUAUGCCGAAGAUAUCCGGCCAGAACCUCUUCGUCGGCGAGCAGAUUCACAGUCACGAUUACAGAGUUCCCGAGAUUUUUAACGGCAAGAAUGUCGUUGUCCUGGGGGCAGGACCUUCCGGUAUGGAUUUGGCUUUGGAAAUAUCCAAGAACGCGAAUCGUGUGAUUCUGAGUCAUCACAUAAAAGAGACUAUACUCACAGUGUUCCCUGAGAACGUUGUGCAGAAAGCCGAUGUGGUGGAAUUGACGGAACGCGAAGCAGUUUUUGCAGACGGCACAAAGGAGCAGGUCGAUGUCGUCUUCCAUUGCACGGGAUACAAAUAUAGCUUUCCUUUCCUCGCUAAAUCCUGUGGAGUUCGAGUAGACUCCAACAUGGUCACGCCACUCUGGAAACAUCUGGUGUCCAUAGAGAAUCCUACCUUAGCAUUUGUGGGACUUCCAUUCUACGUCUGCGCGUUUAGCAUGUUUGAUUUGCAGGUGCGAUUCAUCCUACGACACUGGCACGGCGAGAGGCAGUUUCCCGCGAGAGCGGAUAUGUUGCGCGACGAAGCCGAGGAGAUGGCGAGACGUGCAGAGAGAGGCCUGAAGAAGAAGCACUUUCACAUGAUGGGCCCGGAGCAAGGUCACUAUUACGACGACCUGGCGAACACCGCAGGAGUCACAUCGCUGCCUCCCGUGCUGGCAAAACUGCACAAUGCGAGCAGUCAACGCUUCGUAGACGACCUGGUGCACUACCGAGAAGACCGCUACCGCAUCAUCGACGACUACAACUUCAUUCAGCUUUAAUGUUCAAUGUAAAUUAUGCCGAUGGAGUUGUACUUUCCCGUACUUUCUUCGUGGUUAUCUGGUGUCGCGAGUUGCAAAGGGGAAUUCUCGCGCUCCUCUCAUCGCUCGCAAAUCGGGCUUUCUUUUAUGCGUGAAAUUAAAUAUUGCGUAGCCAAUAUUAAAUACUCGACUAGUGCGUUAUUCUUUUAUAUAUAAAUAUACAACGCACAUAUAUAAAAUUAAUACACGGAUAUAGUCGCGGGUACUUUUUUGAGAAAUGAUUCGCACUGAGCCUUACCUAUAUAUAUAUAAUCAAUUGCACGAGCAGAAGAAACGCAUCCCAUUUUUCCAGCUUCCAAUCCUGGCGUCCUAAAUUUUCAGAAAAAGAAGGAUCGAUCUCCGGAUAACCCUCAAGUUUUUACACCAAAUGUAAAUCUCACGAGAUACUGAGCCGAGUUUCAUCGUAACAUCAACUCACGCGUCUUUUCAAAUAAUCCUAACCCCAAUCACACGCAGAAUCGCGAAUUGCACAUAGAACCGAUAUUGCCUCGAUAAUAGGGAGUUUCUGCAAUACUGUCUCUCAGAUACAGUAAACGUAAAUCGUAAACGUUAUUCGCGUAGAAAUAAGGUCACAAUGUACGCGAUCAAUCAGCAUUCACGAUUCACGUUUAACGUAUAUGAAAGACGGUAUUGCAAAAACUUCCCAGUAUUUUUAUCGUUCAAUCCUUAACCCUUUCGCUGCUGAAUUAACUUCUCUUGAGAAAAUUAUUAAAAUAUUUGGUAGUCCUACGGUUUUUGAAUCACUGAUUACGAAUCUAAAAUCAGA
This is a messenger RNA of Harpegnathos saltator (Jerdon's jumping ant), 2164 nucleotides long. RefSeq names its product senecionine N-oxygenase. The record is from RefSeq and is a predicted model, not a curated record. The coding region runs from base 100 to 1359 and encodes 419 amino acids. NCBI's taxonomy places the organism in Eukaryota, Metazoa, Arthropoda, Insecta, Hymenoptera, Formicidae. The transcript is spliced from 8 exons. Gene Ontology annotation, molecular function: flavin adenine dinucleotide binding; N,N-dimethylaniline monooxygenase activity; NADP binding.